Caenorhabditis remanei is the source of this 1071-nucleotide messenger RNA. RefSeq lists its product as uncharacterized. The transcript has 4 exons. NCBI's taxonomy places the organism in Eukaryota, Metazoa, Nematoda, Chromadorea, Rhabditida, Rhabditidae. The record is from RefSeq and is a predicted model, not a curated record. The coding region runs from base 1 to 1071 and encodes 356 amino acids.
AUGGUUGCCUUCAUAUCCAACCGAUUCCAACUCAACGAGUACUAUAAAUGUCCGCUGUCAGCUGAACGCAUGGAUCUCAAUGGUGUAUCUUGGACACCCAUCCCGUUGUACUUUUUCGGUUCUGGCAUUAUUUAUAUGCUAGCCUAUUUCGUAUGCUUCCUGGCAAUGUUACAAUUGAAAAGACACCCAUCAAACAUUCUAAUGUUAAAAUUGGCAAUUUAUGACAUCCUCCAACUCUCAGUCAAUUCAACAGCCACCGGAUUCUUUGGAUUCUAUCAAAUCGAUUAUUGCGACUACCCGAAAUCAAUAUUCAUCGCUGGAACUAUUGGAAACGGUGCGUGGUUGGCUGGCGCGCCGUUCGCCGUUCUAGUUAGCUUUGAGAGAUUGGCGGAGGUGGCUGGCGGGCGAAUGACGGACGUUUUCACUAAACGCAAUUUUCGAACUCUUCUAAUUUUGUUGCUUUUCUGGGAGUUCUAUUGUUUUUUCAUUGCGAAUCCGGCGUUGUUCAAUCUGGAGGCAAAUGCAUGGUUUUUUGCUCCAAGUUUUGCGAAAAAUCCCGAUAUCUACUACAACCCGGUGCACUCCGUGAUCAAUUAUGGCCUACCAAUUUUCCUACUUGCCAUUAAUACUAGUUUGGUAUAUUUUCUUCUCUUCAAGACCAAUUAUCAUAUCUCGCAAUGGUUGUAUAAGAAGAAAAUGCAGAUCAUCACUCAAGGCCUUGUCCUUACGAUUUUCCACGCGUCAACCGGUAUCAUCUACGAGAUCAUGCAACACUACGCGGUGCCAUCUUGGAUGUUCAUUGUCGGAGAGCUCUCCUGGCAGCAGAGCUCCGCCAUGAUGCCAGUGGUCUACCUCACACUGAACCGUACCAUUCAAAAUCAAGUUAUUUACCUAAUAAUCCCAAAACAUCUACGUUUCAAGUGGGGUAUUAAAAACGUCAAGGAAGCGAUCGCUCAGGAGAAUAAUCAGAAUGCGGGGGCUCUUUAUGUGGCACCACCGGCGCCCGCUGGAGGCUGUGGAGCGAAAGUUGGACCGCAACCGCAAGUGUCCAAUGGGAUACAUUGGGAUUAG